Messenger RNA from Kluyveromyces lactis, 477 nucleotides. RefSeq names its product TRAPP subunit TRS20 (gene TRS20). The record is from RefSeq and is a predicted model, not a curated record. NCBI's taxonomy places the organism in Eukaryota, Fungi, Ascomycota, Saccharomycetes, Saccharomycetales, Saccharomycetaceae. The coding region runs from base 1 to 477 and encodes 158 amino acids. Gene Ontology annotation, biological process: endoplasmic reticulum to Golgi vesicle-mediated transport. The transcript has a single exon. Gene Ontology annotation, cellular component: cytoplasm; nucleus; TRAPP complex.
AUGUUUUAUUUUACCAUUAUUGGUACCAGCGAUAAUCCAAUUUAUGAGGCAGAAUUUACCACAGCGAAGAACACAUUUCAGCCAGAGAUCAAAGAAUUGAAUCCAUACAUUGUCCAUUCGACAUUAGAUAUAAUGGAAUACCUACAAUGGCAACGGCAACCGCAGUUAGACAUAAAUACAAGCUCUGGAGGGUUCCUAAGAUCAAGGCAUAGUACGCAGGAGAAUUCGUAUUUGGGCAAAGUGGACAGUUUUUAUGGUUUAGCUGUGAGUGGAUUCUUAACGUAUGGGAACAUCAAAUUUAUCAUGGUUCAUGGAAAUGGAACAGUAGAUGAUACAGUAACAAGAUCUUUCUAUUACGAAGUCUACGAGUUAUAUUUGAAGACGUUGAUGAAUCCCUUUUAUAAAGUAAAUGACCCAAUUUCCAAUUCAGCAUUCGAUUCAAAGGUAAGGGUAUUGUCAAAACGACUAUUUGUUUAA